CUUUCUCCAGGAACGCCCGCAAGAUGGUGCGCGCCGGCUGCCGCUUCCCGUAGCUGCGCACCCUCCGGCCCACGGCGGCCACCUUCAAGAAGUAGCCUAUGUCCUGGAAGAAGUAGGGGCAGCAGAGGUUCACCAGGAGCGGCAGGAACAGCAGCCCCGCCAGAACUGUGUAGAUGGCGGAAAGCAUGACCGCUGCGGGGCCCUCUGUCCCAGCGAGGGCAGAGGGUUCACCCCGGGCUUGCAGCGCGGCGACUGGGCUGGCUCCGGGCGGACUGGCGGGCUGCGCCGGGGCGCACGCGGCGGGACGCCGGGCUAGCGUGAGAUGAAGGGGAAGACAGAGCUCCUCCGCUGCAGAUUUGCUUCCCAGCCCGACUGCCAGGCGGUCUCCUGUAGCGAAGGCUUCAAGGUUGAACAGAAAUGCCCGCGGCAGUGACGUCCAGCUCAUCCCAAGCCCUGCCAGAUCUUUACUGUUCCAAAAGUUCAACAAAAGAUGACUUUUUCUUUACUUCGACAACCUUUAGAGGUGGAGCGAGUGUCAGUGGUGGUAUUUUGGUAGGCCACCUUUUGAGACCUGGUGAAAGAUCAGGUAUAAUAAUGUUCUGCAGUGAAAAGAAAUUGCGUGAAGUGGAACGGAUAGUGAAAGCCAAUGACCGUGAAUAUAAUGAAAAGUUCCAGUAUGCGGAUAAUCGUAUCCACACAUCGAAAUAUAAUAUUCUCACCUUCUUGCCAAUUAAUUUAUUUGAACAGUUCCAAAGAGUGGCAAAUGCCUAUUUUCUUUGCCUUCUGAUUUUACAGCUAAUUCCAGAAAUUUCCUCCUUGACCUGGUUUACCACCAUUGUGCCUUUGGUCCUGGUGAUAACUAUGACAGCUGUCAAAGAUGCCACAGAUGACUAUUUUCGCCACAAGAGUGAUAAUCAAGUGAAUAAUCGGCAGUCUGAAGUGCUCAUCAACUGCAAACUACAGAAUGAAAAAUGGAUGAAUGUCAAAGUGGGAGACAUCAUUAAAUUAGAAAAUAACCAAUUUGUUGCUGCUGAUUUACUUCUCCUGUCAAGUAGUGAGCCACAUGGUCUCUGUUAUGUUGAAACUGCUGAGCUUGAUGGGGAAACGAACCUAAAAGUCCGCCACGCACUAUCAGUUACUUCAGAACUUGGAGCAGAUAUCAGCAGACUUGCAAGGUUUGAUGGGAUUGUUGUCUGUGAGGUGCCUAACAACAAGUUAGAUAAAUUCAUGGGAAUCCUUUCUUGGAAAGACAGCAAGCACUCCCUCAACAAUGAGAAGAUAAUCCUGAGAGGCUGCAUCCUGAGAAAUACCAGCUGGUGUUUUGGAAUGGUUAUUUUUGCAGGUCCUGACACUAAACUAAUGCAGAAUAGUGGUAAGACAAAGUUUAAAAGGACAAGCAUUGAUAGAUUGAUGAACACUCUAGUACUAUGGAUUUUUGGGUUUCUGAUAUGCUUGGGAAUUAUUCUUGCAAUAGGAAAUUCAAUCUGGGAGAGUCAAACUGGGGACCAAUUCAGAACUUUCCUCUUUUGGAAUGAAGGAGAGAAGAGCUCUGUGUUCUCCGGAUUCUUAACAUUCUGGUCGUAUAUUAUUAUUCUCAAUACAGUUGUACCCAUUUCCUUAUAUGUGAGUGUGGAAGUAAUUCGUCUAGGACACAGUUAUUUUAUAAACUGGGACCGGAAGAUGUAUUAUUCUCGAAAAGCAAUACCUGCAGAGGCUCGAACGACCACGCUCAAUGAGGAACUGGGGCAGAUUGAGUACAUUUUCUCUGACAAAACGGGUACCCUCACUCAAAACAUCAUGACCUUUAAAAGAUGUUCCAUUAAUGGGAGAAUCUAUGGUGAAGUACAUGAUGACCUGGAUCAGAAGACAGAAAUAACUCAGGAAAAAGAGCCUGUGGAUUUCUCAGUCAAAUCUCAAGCGGAUAGAGAAUUUCAGUUCUUUGACCACAAUCUGAUGGAAUCCAUUAAAAUGGGUGAUCCCAAAGUUCAUGAAUUCCUUAGGUUACUUGCUCUCUGCCACACUGUAAUGUCAGAAGAGAAUAGUGCAGGAGAGCUGAUUUACCAAGUUCAGUCACCUGACGAAGGGGCUCUAGUGACUGCCGCUAGAAAUUUUGGGUUCAUUUUUAAAUCCCGGACCCCAGAGACCAUAACAAUAGAAGAAUUGGGAACACUAGUUACUUAUCAAUUACUUGCCUUUUUGGAUUUCAACAACACCAGAAAAAGGAUGUCUAUCAUAGUUCAAAACCCAGAAGGACAGAUAAAGCUUUAUUCCAAAGGAGCAGAUACUAUUCUGUUUGAAAAACUUCAUCCUUCCAAUGAAGUCCUUUUGUCUUUGACAUCAGACCACCUCAGUGAAUUUGCAGGGGAAGGCCUUCGGACCUUGGCCAUCGCAUACAGAGACCUGGAUGACAAGUACUUUAAAGAGUGGCACAAGAUGCUUGAAGAUGCGAAUGCUGCCACAGAAGAGAGGGAUGAACGAAUAGCUGGGCUAUAUGAAGAAAUUGAAAGAGAUUUGAUGCUACUAGGUGCCACUGCUGUAGAAGAUAAGUUACAGGAGGGUGUUAUUGAAACAAUUACAAAUUUAUCACUAGCCAAUAUUAAGAUCUGGGUCCUAACAGGAGACAAACAAGAAACUGCCAUCAACAUCGGUUAUGCCUGCAACAUGCUGACUGAUGACAUGAAUGAUGUGUUUGUGAUAGCAGGGAAUAAUGCUGUGGAAGUGAGAGAAGAACUCAGGAAAGCAAAACAAAAUUUGUUUGGACAAAACAGAAAUUUUUCCAAUGGCCAUGUAGUUUGUGAAAAAAAGCAGCAGCUGGAGUUGGAUUCUAUUGUAGAAGAAACCAUAACAGGAGAUUAUGCCUUAAUCAUAAAUGGCCACAGUUUGGCUCAUGCCCUAGAAAGUGAUGUGAAGAAUGAUCUCCUAGAACUUGCUUGCAUGUGUAAGACUGUGGUUUGCUGCAGGGUCACUCCACUCCAGAAAGCCCAAGUGGUAGAGCUGGUGAAGAAGUACAGAAAUGCUGUUACUUUGGCCAUUGGUGAUGGAGCCAAUGAUGUCAGCAUGAUUAAAAGUGCUCACAUUGGUGUUGGCAUCAGCGGCCAGGAAGGAUUACAAGCAGUCUUAGCCAGCGACUAUUCAUUUGCACAGUUUAGAUAUCUCCAGAGGCUUCUCCUUGUUCAUGGAAGGUGGUCUUAUUUCCGAAUGUGCAAAUUCUUAUGCUAUUUCUUCUAUAAGAAUUUUGCGUUCACACUUGUGCAUUUCUGGUUUGGUUUCUUCUGUGGUUUCUCAGCCCAGACUGUUUAUGACCAGUGGUUCAUCACCCUUUUUAACAUUGUUUACACAUCACUGCCUGUUUUAGCCAUGGGGAUUUUUGACCAGGAUGUGAGUGACCAGAACAGCAUGGACUGUCCCCAGCUCUACGAACCGGGACAGCUGAAUCUGCUUUUUAACAAGCGUAAAUUUUUCAUUUGCAUGUUGCAUGGAAUCUACACCUCAUUAGUCCUUUUCUUCAUCCCCUAUGGGGCCUUUUACAAUGUGGCUGGAGAAGAUGGGCAACAUAUUGCUGACUACCAGUCCUUUGCAGUUACCAUGGCCACAUCUUUGGUCAUUGUGGUCAGUGUGCAGAUAGCCUUGGAUACCAGUUACUGGACUUUCAUUAAUCACGUCUUCAUCUGGGGGAGCAUUGCCAUUUAUUUCUCCAUUUUAUUUAUAAUGCACAGUAAUGGCAUCUUUGGCAUCUUCCCAAACCAGUUUCCAUUUGUUGGUAAUGCGCGACAUUCCCUGACCGAGAAGUGCAUCUGGCUUGUAAUUCUCUUAACAACAGUGGCUUCGGUUAUGCCAGUGGUGGCAUUCAGAUUUUUGAAGGUGGAUUUAUACCCAACCCUGAGUGAUCAGAUCCGCCGGUGGCAGAAGGCUCAAAAGAAGGCAAGGCCUCCAAGUAGCCGAAGGCCUCGGACCCGCAGGUCAAGCUCAAGAAGGUCUGGAUAUGCUUUUGCUCACCAAGAGGGCUAUGGAGAGCUUAUCACAUCUGGAAAAAAUAUGCGAGCUAAAAAUCCACCCCCAACAUCAGAGCUGGAAAAGACACAUUAUAAUAGCACUAGCUGGAUUGAAAAUUUAUGUAAGAAAACCACAGACACAGUGAGCAGCUUUAGCCAGGAGAAAACAGUGAAACUGUGAGUCAAUAUGAAUUUAAACCACAUAGUUAUCUUUUCACUUCAGGUGGAGCUGAAAUUCUGCUGGCUCCAGAGUUUGAGAUUUGAGGCAAGAGGUGGGGCAGGCAGAUUGCCUCACUUAACUUAAAUCUGCGGCAGACAACUGCCAGUGCCCAUCAAACAGGAGUGUGCGCUAUGGAAAACCAGGCCAGAGGGUCACUGUCUAGUUUGUGAUUUGGUGGACAAAACACUCGCUGUUACAAGUACAGAUAUAUAUAUAUUUUUUAAAUCAACCUAGAUACCAAUUGAUCUGAACUUCAGAAUCUUAUUUAUGGAGAAAAAAUUGUAAAGCUGCAUAUUCACUGAAUGGAUCCUCAGGUGGAUAAAAGGGUGCAUUUUAAAGGUAUAUAUCCAAGCUGAAAAGCAUGCCUAUUGACAGAUAAACAUGUAUCUGUAAGAUCAGCCUUUCCCAAGGUAUACUUUUAAAAUUUAAAGUGUAUACUAUGUUGCUUUCAGACUGAGUUGCAUGUCACUCUUUAGUCUUGAUAGCUACCUGUCUGUUCAGCCAGGACAACAAACGGCUUUCAUGCCUGAAGAAUACAAAAGUGUGCUUGUGUUUCUCAUUUUUAUACCAGUCUAGGGACAAAGGAGACUGAACAUCUUUGCAGCAGGAUAGGCUGGUAAUUUGAUCAAAUUUAUUCAAAAAGCUCUCAGUCUGUGUCAUGUAAGGACAUGCUUAUGAAAUGUCAGAGAGGCUCGCCACUAAGUAUUCUAAACACUUUUCAAUGGCUUUUCUAACAACCUCAGUAGUAAUUUGCUGAGCGUCAUCCAGACCAUUAAUGGAAUCAGCAAAGCACUGGAAUUUCACACUUUAAUGAUAAUAUUCCAUAUAGUCUAUGGGCAAAUAUUUUCAAUAUUUCCAAUUUUUAAAGCUUCAGAAUUGAAGCCAAACAAAUUAAUAAAUAAUUGUUUUAAUUACUAUUUACAAACUCAGGUUUAGAUCGUUUAAAGUUAGUUGCUUUUGAUACUCAGCUGUCAUGUUUAUAAUUCAAACAUGUAGUAAACAUAUGUAGGUAAGGUUGUUUUUUUGGAGAUGUUGCAGCUCAAAUUUCAGUCCACAUGUGAAUCAUCAGUGUAUUUUCCGUAAGUGAUUUGGGCAUAUUUUCAUCAGUGUAUUUUCCAUAAAGUGAUUUGGGCAUAUUUGUGUGAAAACCUCAGUUCUGUCACUUCUUACCUCUAUAAACUUGGACGAUAAUGUGCCUUCUCUGAGACUCAGUUUCUUCCUCUGUAAAAUGAGGACAUACUACCUACCUCUUGUGGUUGGUUGAUGAUUGUCAAAGCACAAACUGAAAUUAUUAAAAACAUAAUUAUUUCAUAAACAGAUGAGUUAAGUUCCAGUUAACUCAACAUCAGUAUAACAGCAAUUGGAAAAGAAUAUGAAAAAACUGGAAUUUAAAUAGUCAGUGGGGAAGGCUUUGAUAAAAUGAAAUUGCCACAAAGAUAUAAAACUGGUUAGGGUCCUACAGGGAAAUAAAAUUAUAACCGUGGAGGUACAUUUCUCUACCAGAAAGCAAAAAUAAAGCAUCAUGUCUUAAUGGUUUUCUACAAAUCAACUUCUAAUUCUACAGAGUCCUUAAUCUGGUCCCUAUUAAAUUCUUGGUCAGACAAAGUUACAUUUCCCAAGAGAGUCAGGUGACACUUGAGUGAGUUUGAUGGAUAAUGAGCUAAUGUGAUAUUUAUAGGUCACAAUUUUUUAAAACCUAAAUUUCCAAGUCUGGGAUAAUUUUUCCUAAAUGGGAUCAAAUGAAAUAAUAUGUGUAAAAGAGUCAAAUGCAGUCCUUUACCAUAGUAACUGCCUAUGGACGUUCUCUUUCCCUUACAUGCCUGCCUACACUUAACCAGAUGUUGGUUUUGAAUGUCUAAUUUGUCAUUAGUUUCACCACGUUUGCUCACUUUUUGUAAUAUUUUUGCAAGAUUUGAAAACUUUCAGUAAAUGUUUUGGCACUAUUGG
Pongo pygmaeus (Bornean orangutan) is the source of this 6159-nucleotide messenger RNA. It is a transcript of the gene ATP8B4, whose product is annotated as ATPase phospholipid transporting 8B4 (putative). The record is from RefSeq and is a predicted model, not a curated record. Gene Ontology annotation, biological process: phospholipid translocation; Golgi organization. The transcript is spliced from 30 exons. The coding region runs from base 418 to 4173 and encodes 1251 amino acids. Gene Ontology annotation, cellular component: trans-Golgi network; plasma membrane. Lineage: Eukaryota; Metazoa; Chordata; Mammalia; Primates; Hominidae. Gene Ontology annotation, molecular function: ATP binding; ATPase-coupled intramembrane lipid carrier activity; magnesium ion binding.